AUGGCGGCACCCAGUGGCAGUGUGAACUGUGAGGAGUUCGCCGAGUUCCAGGAAUUACUCAAGGUGAUGAGGACGAUUGAUGACAGAAUAGUACAUGAAUUAAACACUAUGGUUCCAACAGCUUCCUUUGCAGGGAAAAUUGAUGCAAGCCAAACCUGUAAACAACUUUAUGAGUCAUUGAUGGAAGCCCAUGCCAGCAGAGACAGAGUCAUAAAAAACUGUAUAGUUCAGACCUCAGCAGUAGUAAAACACCUCCGAGAAGAGAGAGAAAAGAAUUUGGAUGAUUUAACAUUAUUAAAGCAACUUAGAAGAACAAAGUUGAAAUGGAUGCAGUCAGAAUUGAACGUUGAAGAAGUUGUAAAUGACAGGAGCUGGAAGGUGUUUAAUGAACGCUGCCGAAUUCACUUCAAGCCUCCAAAGAAUGAAUAAAAAGAUACUUUUUUAUAAAAGAGCUGGGACAUCUCAUAAGAGCU
Suricata suricatta (meerkat) is the source of this 473-nucleotide messenger RNA. Its product is annotated as coiled-coil domain-containing protein 58-like. Gene Ontology annotation, cellular component: mitochondrial intermembrane space; mitochondrion. The record is from RefSeq and is a predicted model, not a curated record. Lineage: Eukaryota; Metazoa; Chordata; Mammalia; Carnivora; Herpestidae.